Messenger RNA from Symbiodinium natans, 597 nucleotides. The record is from the annotation of a GenBank genome assembly. Lineage: Eukaryota; Dinophyceae; Suessiales; Symbiodiniaceae.
AUGAGCUUCCUCUGCAAGCGGAGCAGGGACCAUGAGUUCGAGCUCAAGAUUGAGCAGCUGGAGCGUGACACGGCAACGCUUCGCGAGGACUUGACGAACCUGUUCUCCAGGCUGGCCAAGACAUGCACUGCGAUCGAGGAGAAAAACUCAGCCCAGGCGAUGGACCUCAUGUUCGUCCAGGCAACCACGGAGACGCUCGAAGAUUUGACAGGCCGCCUGGAGCAAUUGGAGCUGGCACGGGAGGAGAGUGUCGGCCGCCAGAACCAGGUUCUGAAGUCCUUCGGGCGAGACCUGCAGCACCUGGCGUCAAGGCUGGACGGCCAUGAUGCACGGAGUGCGGCCAGCAAGGCGAUGGCAGACAAAGUGACCUCUUCCCACGAGGUGUUCCGCAGCGAGAUUGAGCAGCGCUUCGAGGUGAUGGCGCAGCGCCUGGAGGAGGUGCGUGCUGCUUCGGAUGAAAUCAGAGAGACGCAGCAGGUGGUGUCCGAGCAAUGUGCAGAGGAUCUCAAUGAGUUGCAGCAGGCGGCCAAGGCCCAGGCAACGCAGCAGGAAGAGGAGCUCCCGACUUGCUUGAACGAAGAGAAGAAACAACUGUAA